Molecule: messenger RNA, 2142 nt
Organism: Lingula anatina
Lineage: Eukaryota; Metazoa; Brachiopoda; Lingulata; Lingulida; Lingulidae
Biological process (GO): extracellular matrix organization
Molecular function (GO): calcium ion binding; extracellular matrix structural constituent conferring tensile strength
Source: RefSeq, a predicted model, not a curated record
AUGGUUCUGGUUUUCCUACUGUUGGCAGCUUAUGUGAAUUCCGCCAACAAACACCCAAUAUAUUUGCAUUCGGUGUUCAUAUACAAGUGUAACUGUACCAACAGUGCAGACCACUUCAACUGGUCGGACAUCCGCAGCUACUACCGUUACUACGGUUGGAGAGCAUCCAAGUACCACGGGAGUGACAGUAGGGAUCUCAACAUAUACUACCACCGUCACACGUCAGAACAUGUUUUCCUCGGNACUGGUCCAACGGGACAAACUGGUGUAACUGGUGCUUCUGGUGCUACAGGAGCAACAGGUCCAGUAGGUGCAACAGGCAACACAGGUGCCACAGGUGCUACAGGAGCAACAGGACCGGUUGGGGCAACUGGUAACACAGGUGUUACAGGUGCAACAGGGGACACUGGAUCGACAGGGGCAACAGGUCCUGUUGGUUCAACUGGUGAAACGGGUGCAGCAGGUACAAAUGGAACUACAGGAGCAACUGGACCUACUGGUGCUACAGGUGCUACUGGAUUUACGGGUGGGACUGGACCAACAGGUGCAACUGGGGCUACAGGACCAACAGGGGGAACUGGAGCCGUGGGACCAACAGGAGCAACAGGUCCAACGGGAAGCACAGGCGCCACUGGAUUAUCAGGAGCAACGGGAACAACUGGUGCAACGGGUCCUGUUGGGUCUACAGGUUCUGUUGGCCCAACUGGCACCACAGGUCAAACUGGUGCAAAUGGAACUACCGGCGCCACAGGCCCAACAGGAGCAACUGGUGCAACAGGAGCUACAGGAGGAACGGGGGCAACUGGAGCUACAGGUGCAACUGGCCCUGAAACACUGGAAAUGAUGGUGCCACUGGUGCUACUGGGGCAACGGGAUCAACUGGUUCUACUGGGUCCACUGGAACAACUGGCGCAACUGGUGGAACAGGCGCUACUGGGCCUACAGGAUCUACUGGAACUACAGGAUCAACUGGUCCUACAGGUGCCACCGGACCUACAGGUGCAACUGGAUCGACCGGAGCAACUGGGUCUACUGGUCCAACAGGCAAUACUGGUCCAACAGGAGCUACUGGUGCGACAGGAACUACAGGCCCUACUGGCAGCACAGGACCAACAGGUGCUACUGGAGCAACAGGCACUACAGGUCCCACGGGUGCAACUGGUUCAACAGGGUCAACGGGAGCUACGGGUGCCACUGGUGCUACUGGAUUGGCUGGAGCAAAUGGAACAACAGGAGCCACUGGGCCAACAGGUAGUACGGGCAGCACUGGAAAUACUGGACCUACCGGUUCUACUGGACCAACAGGGGCUACAGGACCUCAAGGCCAGACUGGAUCAACAGGUGAAACGGGUGCAACAGGAGCUACGGGGAAAACUGGAGCAGAAGGACCUACAGGAGCAACUGGGCCAACUGGUGCUACGGGUGCCACUGGAGCAACUGGAUCUACAGGAGCUGGUGGCGCAACAGGUGCUAAUGGGACAACUGGUGCAACAGGACCCACUGGAGCGACGGGGUCAACUGGCAGCACAGGAAGCACUGGCGCUACUGGCAGUACAGGUUCAACUGGCACGACAGGAGCAACUGGACCAACUGGUGCAACUGGACCUGUUGGUCCCACUGGUGCAACAGGCAACACAGGUGCCACAGGUGCUACAGGAUCAACAGGACCGGUUGGGGCAACUGGUAACACAGGUGCUACAGGUGCAACAGGGGACACUGGAUCGACAGGGGCAACAGGUCCUGUUGGUUCAACUGGUGAAACGGGUGCAGCAGGUACAAAUGGAACCACAGGAGCAACUGGACCUACUGGUGCUACAGGAGCUACUGGAUUUACGGGUGGGACUGGACCAACAGGUGCAACUGGGGCUACAGGACCAACAGGGGGAACUGGAGCCGUGGGACCAACAGGAGCAACAGGUCCAACGGGAAGCACAGGCGCCACUGGAUUAUCAGGAGCAACGGGAACAACUGGUGCAACGGGUCCUGUUGGGUCUACAGGUUCUGUUGGCCCAACUGGCGCCACAGGUCAAACUGGUGCAAAUGGAACUACCGGCGCCACAGGCCCAACAGGAGCAACUGGUGCAACAGGGGCUACAGGAGGAACGGGGGCAACUGGAGCUACAGGUGCAACUGGCCCUGUAG